Molecule: messenger RNA, 1254 nt
Organism: Fomitopsis serialis
Lineage: Eukaryota; Fungi; Basidiomycota; Agaricomycetes; Polyporales; Fomitopsidaceae
Product: chaperonin 10-like protein
Exons: 6
Coding region: 1-1254 (417 amino acids)
Source: RefSeq, a predicted model, not a curated record
AUGCCUACGAGGCAGGUCUUGUGGGCUGGCCGGGUGCCCAGGUCGUCGCGCGCCGCAUGCAUUCUCACUCCAGGCCGGCCGGAUGCGGUCCUAGGGAGCCCAUCACUGACAGCCACUCUGCAGACUCUCUCCGUGUCCUUCGGUUCGUCGUUGGCUCAGGGCGUCAUCCACACCUCCUCUCCUCUCGCGGGCCGACCCGAGGCGGCCAGCCUGACCGUACAGAUCCCGAAGACCCAGAAGGCGGCGAUCGUCGAGUCCGCUGAUGCCCCUCUCAAGAUCGUCAACGACCACCCCGUCCGCCAGCCCAAGGACCUCGCCCCUGGCGAGUGUCUCGUCCAGCUCGAGUGCUCCGGUGUAUGCCAUACCGACCUGCACGCCCGCAAGGGUGACUGGCCGCUCAAGGCCAAACUCCCCCUCAUCGGGGGCGUCGGCACCGUCGUCGCCAUCGGCGAGCACACGCAGGGCUCUCCCGUGAAGCUCGGAGACCGCGUCGGGAUUAAAUGGCUCGCGUACUCGUGCCUCGACUGCGAGCUCUGCAGGAAGGGCCUUGAGCAGACAAUAUGUCGUCUCCUGGGUCAGCCACGUCACCCCAUCCCCGCGAACCUCGACUCGUACGAGGCCGCCUCCAUCCUCUGCGCCGGCGUCACCGUCUACCGCGCCCUCAAGUACUCCCAUACCCACAUCGGCGACUGGGUCGCGAUCCCGGCGCCGGCGGAGGACUCGGCCACCUUGCCGUCCAGUACGCCACCGCCAUGGGCUCCGCGUGCUCGCCGUCGCGGAUCCACAGACACGGGCGCGGAGAAGCGCGAGCUCGUGAAGAAGCUCGGCGCGGAGGCGUGGGUGGACUUCCGCGAGAGCAAGGACAUCGUCGCGGACAUCCGCGCAGCGACGGACGGCCAGGGCCCGCACGCGGCGAUCGUGACUGCCGCGAACAGCUCCGCGUACGCGCAGGCCGUCGACUACCUCCGCCUCGGCGGGAACCUCAUGGUCGUCGGCCUCCCGCGCACGCGUCCCUCUCCGCGGACAUCUUCUUCACCGUCACGAAGAGCAUCAGCAUCUACGGCUCCUACGUCGGGCGUAUGCUUAUGGCCGCUGCAGGAACCGCCAGGACGCGCGCGAGGCGCUCGAUAUCGCGAGUCGCGGAAGGUCAAGUGCUUCUACGAGACGCGCGGGCUCGACUCGCUCCUCGAGACAUACGAGAGCCUCGAGAAGGGCGUCAUCGUCGGCCGGAUCGUCCUCAACAUGCGCGAGUAG